Vigna unguiculata (cowpea) is the source of this 1153-nucleotide messenger RNA. RefSeq lists its product as uncharacterized. The record is from RefSeq and is a predicted model, not a curated record. Lineage: Eukaryota; Viridiplantae; Streptophyta; Magnoliopsida; Fabales; Fabaceae.
CAAAGAUAAAGACACAAAAUGAGAAAAACGAUGGAAAAUCCUCUUGUGAGUUUGGCAACAGUAUCACUUCUCUUCAUUGGUUUUAUGUUGAUCUACCAAUGCUUCUCCUAUUUUUCCAACCAAGCCAUCCUACGGCAAAAGGAACCACUCUUCGACCAAUCGAAUCUUAACAAGUCAAACACUGAAGCAUGUGGAGAUACCCUUGAGUGUGCUUUGGCGAAAGCUUCAAUGGGAAACAAAACAGUGAUAAUAGCAGUAGUGAAUAGGGCUUAUGCAGAGCAAGAUGUGGAGAGUGACACCACCAUGCUUGAUAUAUUUCUCAACAGUUUUUGGCUGGGAGAAGGAACAAGAUCUCUCAUUCAUCACAUUCUCAUAGUUGCUGUUGAUCAAAUUGCCUAUGAUCGAUGCCAGUUUCUGAAACUCAACUGCUUCAGAUUGGAAACAGAUGGUGUUGAUUUCAAAGGUGAGAAAGUUUACAUGUCUCAAGAUUUCGUCAAGAUGAUGUGGAAGAGAACACAGUUCCUCUUGGAAGUUCUCAAACAUGGCUACAAUUUCAUUUUCACAGACACAGAUGUAGUGUGGUUAAGAGACCCAUUUACAAUGUUGGGGAAGAACGAGACAGAAGAUCUUCAGAUAAGUUUAGAUGGAUACCUCGGAGAUCCAUGGUUACAGAGCAGUCCAAUCAACACAGGGUUUUACUUUGUGAGAUCAAACAAGAAGACGAUUUCCCUGUACAAAAAAUGGUAUGCACAAAAGGACAAUUCCACAGGGAAGAAGGAACAAGAUGUUCUGAGUGACCUAAUUAAGGGUGGUAUUAUUAACCAGUUAGGACUUAGGGUUAGGUUUUUGGAUACCCUUUAUUUUAGUUCCUUUUGCCAAGAUAGCAAAGAUAUUAGGGCAGUCAUCACUUUCCAUGCAGCAUGUUGCAGAAGCAUCACUGCAAAGGAACGAGACCUGAAGGUUUUGCUCAGUGAUUGGAAGAGGUUUAAGAAGUUUCAACAUAAUAACUCUUCUCAAACUACUAAGUGGAGUACUCACACUUGGUGUACCCAAUCUUGGGGAAAUUCUCUAAAAGUAAAGGGUAAUUAGGUAUCAUAUAUAUAGUUGAAUGUUUUUUUUAAUUUAUACAAGUUGUUGUAUUUUGUACUAUGAU